AUGGUGCAGACCAUCAAGGCCAUCAAUGCUCAAGCCAUAGAAGAUCCUUCUCUGACAAGGAACAUAGGUGGUCAGUCUGUCCAGGCUGGAGAAGUGAUUGUUACUUCUGUCAUUGCUGCUAGAGAUCUGGAGCUUCCCUCUGGAGAUGAAGAGGAUGAAACUCUGGCAAAACAACCACCUACUGAGGCCACUCUUUCUGCUAGAAAGAAAAGAAAAGAAACUGCUCCUCCUCCGGCCAGCGCUGCCCAGCUUGAAAGGACCGGGGUUGAAUCUGAUGAGUUAGAAGAGCCUGCAGCUGUUCCAACUGAGACUUCUGGAACUGACGAUGAGCUACGAGAGGCUUUCGAAGCUGUUGAGCAGGAGAAGGAGAAAGAAAGAGAAAAAGAAGGAGAUGUUCCGUCGAAGAAAGAAAAAGAGAAAGAUUUAGAAAAAGAAGAGAUUCCUGCUGAGAAUGCAGAGGCAGAGCAUUCUACUGCUAUUCUGGCAUCUAAGGAACAAGAUGAGCAAUCUGCAUCAGAGCCUGUGAAGCAGAUAGAACUUCCUGUUGCAGUCCCAGGAUCUGGAGUGGGGGUAGCUGCUGCAGUAGAAGUGCCCAAAAUUACUGGAAUCUUGGCAGUGGUGACCAGCCCUCUAAAGCCUCCCAUCGUUGCCAUGCCCAUCCAUUCUCUUCCAGGUUCAUCCACCACGGCCUCCUUUGCUAAUCCAGAAUUGGUAGAGUUUGAAGCUAUGGACCUAGAUGCCCAACUAGACAAACUGGUGAAGCUUAGCUCCACUCCAGGCAAGAAAAAAUCCAAGGCAGUGAAUGAGGCAAUGGAUAGAGUGAAGAUCUGGUAA
Messenger RNA from Prunus armeniaca (apricot), 834 nucleotides. The record is from the annotation of a GenBank genome assembly. Lineage: Eukaryota; Viridiplantae; Streptophyta; Magnoliopsida; Rosales; Rosaceae.